Encephalitozoon cuniculi GB-M1 is the source of this 534-nucleotide messenger RNA. RefSeq names its product inorganic phosphate transport protein. Bases 1 to 534 code for a protein of 177 amino acids. Gene Ontology annotation, biological process: protein targeting to ER. Gene Ontology annotation, cellular component: mitochondrion; endoplasmic reticulum. The transcript has a single exon. The record is from RefSeq and is marked provisional. Lineage: Eukaryota; Fungi; Microsporidia; Unikaryonidae.
AUGAGUUUGAGUGUUGUCUCUGUGGAUCAGUUUGUAAACUUUGCCCUAUCAAUAGCAUCGAUGAAGAUUUCCGGCAGGCCAAUGUUCCAGACGCCAAAGGCAAUAUGGAUCCUAAGGGGGGUCUAUCUAUGUUCGAAUCUUAUUCAACUUAUGUUCUCUUUCUAUAUAAUGCGAAAGAUCAAGAAGACAAAUGAUUGCCGCAAGGUCAAGAUAAAGAAGGAGGCCUCUCUUUUCCGCGAUGGAAGUGAGGAGGAGGAGGAGGAAAUGACCUAUGCCAGCUACGACGAGUCUGAGUUGACCAAGAUCAGCAGGACAGCCGUAAUUCAAUUUUUGAUUAUCUCUGUGCUCCACUUCAAAUGGAAAGUCAUCCAGCCGCUGUUUGUCCAGUCAUUUGUGCCGUUAAGAAACCUCUUUCUCAGCCCUCUCUACACUGCAUAUGUCUGGAACAGACCUGUUCUAAGGCCGUUUGAGGCGAACAUGCUGUUCCAAAAGAUACCUGCUGCACCUGAGAAGAAGAGAAUCAAGGAAGACUGA